Molecule: messenger RNA, 1717 nt
Organism: Neoarius graeffei (lesser salmon catfish)
Lineage: Eukaryota; Metazoa; Chordata; Actinopteri; Siluriformes; Ariidae
Gene: kcnk9
Product: potassium channel, subfamily K, member 9
Exons: 4
Biological process (GO): potassium ion transmembrane transport; stabilization of membrane potential
Cellular component (GO): membrane
Molecular function (GO): potassium ion leak channel activity; nucleic acid binding
Source: RefSeq, a predicted model, not a curated record
CUCAUCUCAUUAUCUGUAGCCGCUUUAUCCUGUUCUACAGGGUCGCAGGGCCAGACGAUCAACCAGCAUGUCUACAAAGAGAUCCUGUGGCAUUUGCUUUGUUCAGUGCACGAGAAGAGGCGAGAGUUGUGGCAGGACAACUCGCCGGCUCAUAACGUCCUGAGCAUCCAGCAGUUCCUUGCUGAGAAGAACAUCACCCGACGGUGGGAUCCGCGCGGCUGGUUGAUGGCACUGCGCGCCGGCGCGACCUGCAUCGGCCACGUCUUGCGCAGAGUGCCGCGCUUGCACGGCGCGCGUUCGCGGCGUUCCAGCAGCCUGCUGUGCCUCUCCCUGAGCCACGACCGGGACCCGGGGACGCUCGACUGCAAGCGCCCGUGCCCAAGCUUUCCCGACUGCCACUGUCGCCACUGCCCGUGCCGCUGCCGCCGCGCACUCCCGGCGGAUCCGCGGGGACAUGAGCCCCACGCGGGCUGGCUCCGGGGCGCCAUGAAGCGGCAGAACGUGCGGACCCUGUCCCUGAUCGUCUGCACGUUCACCUACCUGCUGGUCGGCGCCGCCGUGUUCGACGCGCUCGAGUCGGACUUCGAGAUGCGCGAAAAGGAGCAGCUGCAGGCCGAGGAGAAGCGGCUGCAGGGCAAGUACAACAUCAGCGAGGACGACUACCGGAAACUCGAGACCAUCAUCAUGGAAGCCGAGCCGCACCGGGCCGGAGUGCAGUGGAAAUUCGCCGGAUCUUUUUACUUCGCCAUCACCGUCAUCACCACCAUCGGUUAUGGCCAUGCAGCUCCAGGUACCGAUGCAGGAAAGGCGUUCUGCAUGUUCUACGCGGUUCUGGGAAUCCCCCUGACGCUAGUGAUGUUCCAGAGCCUGGGUGAGCGCAUGAACACGUUCGUCAAGUACCUGCUGAAGCGCAUCAAGAAGUGCUGUGGGAUGCGUAUCACAGAUGUGUCCAUGGAGAACAUGGUGACGGUUGGGUUCUUCUCAUGCAUGGGAACGCUGUGCAUCGGCGCCGCUGCCUUCUCGCACUACGAGGACUGGAGCUUCUUCCAGUCGUACUACUACUGCUUCAUCACACUCACCACCAUCGGAUUUGGUGAUUUCGUGGCGCUGCAAAAGAACCGGGCUCUACAGAGAAAGCCUCUGUAUGUAGCCUUCAGCUUUAUGUACAUCCUGGUGGGGCUGACCGUCAUCGGAGCCUUCCUCAACCUGGUGGUGCUGCGCUUCCUCACCAUGAACAGCGAGGACGAGCGGCGAGACGCCGAAGAACGCGCCUCGUUGGCUGGAAACAGGAGCAGCGUCAUCGUCCACGUCCAGGAAGACGCGAUGCCUGGGCGGAUGCACCGAAGGAAACGGGAUCGGGAUCAGUACAGAUCAGAAGUCGCCGAUCUGCAGUCAGUCUGCUCCUGCAUGCAUUAUCACUCGCACGAUUUCGGCAGCUCGGCCAUGCUGGCGGGAGAAGGAGCAGGAAGAGGGGGGUUGGGGUUGGGAGGAAGGCCGUUCGCUCACCAGAACUCCUUCACAUGUCAGCCGAGAUACUUCCACUCGCCGGUGACGUACCACAUCGAGGAAAUUUCACCGAGCGCACUGAAGAACAGUUUCCUGCCCUCCCCUAUCAGCUCCGUUUCCCCCGGCUUGCACAGCUUCACGGACAAUUCGCGCCUGAUGAGGCGACGCAAGUCCGUUUGAACAGGAAACCUCCCCAGGGCAACGGGCCACG